AUGGCGAUAUCUCUUGUCUCUCGGAGAAGUGGCUUUCAGCUGGGUAAGGUAUGGAAACGCUACCUCGGAGCUACAGCUACAGCUACAGCAGGCAGAAUUUACCAGUUACGUUUCUACCUGACGAUAAUCUCUCCUUGGUGUUUUGUGCCUCGCCACCACCAACAACUUCUGAUCAACAACUCUACUUCGUACACGCCCAUACCCGACACUCUGGAUUGGGAAAACCAAACUCGGUUUAAGCUUCUUCCACGCAUAGAGUUAAAGCAGAAGAAGAAGAGAAAACUCUUCGUUUUCAGCUGUCCACAGUGCAACUUUGCCUCCCGCGAACCAGGAAACCCGGAUCGCCUCCCAGCUCGCGUAGUCAUCCCAGCUUGUCGGGACCGGGAGGCAGAAGUAGAGAGAAAGGGGCGCAUGCGGACGUUUCUGUACUACGUGGAGGGCGAGAUCUGGCCGAAAACGAAUCUUCGUAAAGAGCGGUCGAGGGGCACUGGAAUGCAAAUGACGUCCUUUCCAAACCGAGACCAAGAACCAAAGGGUCCGGAUGCGCACGGGAACAGCUUCGGAGGUUCCGUGAGCGGCCUCGGCGAUCCAAACUGA
This is a messenger RNA of Fusarium proliferatum ET1, 597 nucleotides long. RefSeq lists its product as uncharacterized. Lineage: Eukaryota; Fungi; Ascomycota; Sordariomycetes; Hypocreales; Nectriaceae. Bases 1 to 597 code for a protein of 198 amino acids. The transcript has a single exon. The record is from RefSeq and is a predicted model, not a curated record.